AUGGUACGAUUAGUUGGCAGAGUGUCAUUGGACCAGCUAUUACCACCAACAAAUUCGAAAUCCGCUCAUAACGUAGCUGAGGUAGCUUUGAGAUCAAGAGGAGCAGAGCCUGAAAUGAGUGCGAAAGUCAGCAUCACGACAAGUGUGACUCUGAACCGGGAGCUUCAGUUGAUUAACGAAGAAUUCAUGGAACAUCAGCUACAACCUGAUUCGCACUUAUCCUAUUUGUGUCAAUGUGGCGCCUUGAAUCGUGGAGGCCUCACAGCGACGACUACCGUACAUAUUGCUACGCAUAGUGUUGUGGACACACGUGAUGGGGCCAAGUAUACAGUACAAGUGGUGCAUUCCGCAGCGUUGCUAUUGUCGAUGAUCUUGGUAUACGGUAACGAGCAACGGCUGCUUGCCAUGGCCCAUUUGAUUGGCGCAGAUUCACUGCCAAGUCGAGAUCAACUAGAUAGUAAUUUG
Molecule: messenger RNA, 465 nt
Organism: Strongylus vulgaris
Lineage: Eukaryota; Metazoa; Nematoda; Chromadorea; Rhabditida; Strongylidae
Source: the annotation of a GenBank genome assembly